Messenger RNA from Coccidioides posadasii C735 delta SOWgp, 939 nucleotides. It is a transcript of the gene RRP7, whose product is annotated as RRP7 superfamily domain-containing protein. Gene Ontology annotation, cellular component: UTP-C complex; CURI complex. NCBI's taxonomy places the organism in Eukaryota, Fungi, Ascomycota, Eurotiomycetes, Onygenales, Onygenaceae. Gene Ontology annotation, biological process: rRNA processing; ribosomal small subunit assembly. The record is from RefSeq and is a predicted model, not a curated record.
AUGGGCCGUGAGUAUCCUUUAAGCCUAUCUGGCUUUACAGUUCUUCCAUUAGAGCUUCCACCGUUGCCUUCCCUGCCAAAGGCCGCAACCCAUUUCCUCUACCUGCAACCACAUCAGCCAAGAAUCCCAGACCCUGAUUCAUCCCGCUCGCUGUUUCUCGUGAACGUCCCCAUUACAGCUACGGAAGCUCAUUUCAAACACUUCUUCGGUACCCAGCUGUGCGCUGGUCGGGUCGAGUCAGUGAGAUUUCAAGAUGUCCAGAGCACAAGCUCAGCUCCCGUCGUCAAACCAAGCGCUCAGUUGAGCAAAGGGAAAAAGCGCAAGAGGGAAACGGUCGAAGAACUGGAGCAAGAACUCAAAUCCAUACGGUUGCCGAAAACAUGGGAUCGAGAGCUUCAAAACCCCGGCGCGCAUGCCGUUGUGGUAUUUGUCGACAAGCCGAGCAUGGAAGCGAGUUUGAAAGCUGCGAAAAAGGCCGCGAAGUCUAGAACUAAAAUAGUAUGGGGUCAAGGUAUCGAGGAUAAGUUGCCGCCUCUGGGAUCACAGAGAUACGAGAACCACAAUCGUCUCAGAUAUCCGCCGAGAGAGGAGUUGAAACGUAUAGCGAACGAAUAUAUGCUCGUUUUUGACCGUCUCGAAGAGGCCCGUGCCCGCGAAGCUACUACGGGAGCACAAGUACCGGAUGAAGACGGCUUUAUCACAGUGGUCAAGGGACCGAAGCACAAUCCCGAUAGGGAGGAUGAAUUGAAGGCUCUGGCUGAGAAACAGAAAGAGAAGAAUAAAGGUCUAGAAGACUUCUAUCGGUUCCAGACGCGAGAGAUACGGAAGGAGAAGCAGAACGAACUGCUAAAGGGAUUUGAGGAAGAUAAAAAGAAGGUUGAAGAAAUGAAGAAGAGGAGAGGAAAGAUCAGAGUAAGUUCCAUUUCUCUUUCGUGCUAG